AUGGAAAACUAUCGUCCAGUUAGUCUCACAGGCGUCUUGUGCAAUGCGCUAGAGCAAAUUAUCGGAACCCACUUAUGUGAACACCGCACUCAGCACCGCUUGCUGAGUGCGGCACAGCAUGCGUUCCUGAAGGGAAAGUCUUGUCUUAGCAAUCUGUUGCACCUUUUAGAUGAAGUCAAAGCGAGAUUGGAUGAGGGUAAGGAAGUGGAAGAAAGCAUUGGGCCUGUCGAAGGCUUGGGGUCUACACCCACAAUGGACAAUCUGGCUCCGGCAAUGGUUGUUGGGCAAGGUUGUAUCCGCCGUUUAGAAUACAUGCGUCCGCAUUCCCCACCAGGUUGA
Messenger RNA from Echinostoma caproni, 339 nucleotides. Lineage: Eukaryota; Metazoa; Platyhelminthes; Trematoda; Plagiorchiida; Echinostomatidae. The record is from the annotation of a GenBank genome assembly.